CCCCCGCCCGCAGCCCGCCGACGCCCCCGGCGGUUUCCACGGCAACGGGCCCGGCCGGUCCGCAUCCCCGCCUCCGGGGCCCCCCGUGAGCCCCCCGUGAGCGGCCCGGGGGGGGGGGGCAUGGCUUCUCCGUGACCCGACCAUGUCCCUGUCGGCCGGUGACGCCGCAGAGGCCCCGUCGCCCGGAGAUGGCGACCCGCGGCACGGGCCGCCCCCCUCCAGCCCCUCCUCCCCCCGGACGAUAAAGGAGGAGGGGGCCGAGCCCUGGCAGGGAGCGGGGGGCCCGGACCUGGACUUCCAAGGCACCGACGGGGAAGGCUCGGCCUGUAGCGUCGCGGAGGAGCCGGAACGGAAGCGAAAGAAGGGCCCGGCCCCGAAGAUGCUGGGCCACGAGCUCUGUAGCGUGUGCGGAGACAAGGCCUCCGGCUUCCACUACAACGUGCUGAGCUGCGAAGGGUGUAAGGGCUUUUUCCGCCGCAGCGUCAUCAAAGGGGCCGCCGGGCGCUACACCUGCAAGGGGGGCGGAGCCUGCCAGAUGGACACCUACAUGAGGCGCAAGUGCCAGGAGUGCCGCCUGCGCAAGUGCCACCAAGCUGGCAUGCGGGAGCAUUGUGUGCUGUCCGAGGAGCAGAUUCGGAAGAAGAAGAUCCAGAAGCAGCAGCAGCAGCAGCAGCAGCAGCAGCAGCAGUCGUCGCUGAGCGGGGCCUCGCGGGGUGCGGCCGAGGGCGGGGGCUCCCCGGGGGCCGGAGCCGGCUCCGAGGCCGGGGGCGAGGCGGGGGCGCGGCUGCUGGCCGUGGCUCCCGGGGGCGUCCAGCUGACCCCGGCGCAGGAGACCAUGAUCCAGCAGCUCGUGGCCGCCCAGCUACAGUGCAACAAGCGUUCCUUCUCCGACCAGCCCAAAGUCACGCCUUGGCCCCUGGGGGCCGACCCCCAGAGCCGGGAAGCACGCCAGCAGCGGUUCGCCCACUUCACCGAGCUCGCCAUCAUCUCCGUCCAGGAGAUCGUUGACUUCGCCAAGCAGGUGCCGGGCUUCCUGCAGCUGUCGCGGGAGGACCAGAUCGUCCUGCUCAAGGCCUCCACUAUCGAGAUCAUGCUGCUGGAGACGGCACGACGCUACAACCACGAGACAGAGUGUAUCACGUUCCUCAAAGAUUUUACCUAUAGCAAAGAUGACUUCCACCGAGCCGGAGCCAGCCCGCGUGGAGGCGUUGCAGACCCCCUACGUGGAGGCCCUGCUGUCCUACACGCGCAUCAAGCACCCCCAGGACCAGCUGCGCUUCCCCCGGAUGCUGAUGAAGCUGGUCAGUUUGCGGACGCUCAGCUCCGUCCACUCCGAGCAGGUCUUCGCCCUGCGCCUGCAGGACAAGAAGCUCCCGCCGCUGCUCUCCGAGAUCUGGGACGUUCACGAGUAACUAACUACCUGAGGGUCCGGGCCGCCCCCCGGCCUCGCUCACUUCGGCUCCGAACUCUCCGGCCCGGGCCCUUCCGAGCUUGCUUCAGCCCUCCUCUCCACGUCUUCCCGGGGGCGGGGGGGUCGGUGACCUUGGUGCUCUGUCCCACCCUGAGGUCAGCGAUCCCCUUCUCCGUCACUCCCCUCCCCCCGGCACUUAGCCCGUCCCCCCCCAUGUAGUUUCAGGGUCUCCCCCACCUGACCCUGGCGAGCUUAUCUAUCGCCCACAGAGCAAUGCACCUUUUUCAGGGGAGGGGAAGGGGUUGGGGAUGGUACUCCAGGCCCUCGAUCGGGAGCGGGGGCCGGAGCCCCACUCGCAUUAACUCCUUGUCCCCAGGACGGGGGAGAGGGGACGAGCCUUCCUCCCCUCCCCCCCAACUUAGCUCCUUUUAUUUAAUAAAAACCGAAUUAAAAAGUUG
Ornithorhynchus anatinus (platypus) is the source of this 1869-nucleotide messenger RNA. RefSeq names its product nuclear receptor subfamily 1 group H member 2 (gene NR1H2). The transcript has 9 exons. Gene Ontology annotation, biological process: cell differentiation; positive regulation of transcription by RNA polymerase II; lipid metabolic process. NCBI's taxonomy places the organism in Eukaryota, Metazoa, Chordata, Mammalia, Monotremata, Ornithorhynchidae. The coding region runs from base 143 to 1630 and encodes 495 amino acids. The record is from RefSeq and is a predicted model, not a curated record. Gene Ontology annotation, molecular function: nuclear receptor activity; zinc ion binding; RNA polymerase II cis-regulatory region sequence-specific DNA binding.